CGAGAGUUGGCUCAAACGCGACGGCGGGAAGGCGGUGGAGCGGCCCACCUGAGCAGUUGGGUGGGAGAGCGAAUGGCUGAGGCAAUGGCGGAUAGCUACAGCCAGGACAGCGAGCCUACCACACGCACGUUAUUGCGGCGCGUGCUGGAUACCGCGGACACGCGCACCCCGCAGCGACGCCGAAGUGCCGGAAUUGGUGCCCAGAAAUCCCUACUUGAAACACCUUCCUCCAGGAGGUUGAACAGCUCAACAAAGACGAAUGCAAGGCGGCGUUCCCAAAGAGCCAGGUCUAUUGGCAGAUUGGCCCAUGUUCAAACCAGUGGGCACCUGGAGGAACAGACACCCCGGACUCUGCUGAAGAACAUCCUUCUAACUGCCCCAGAAUCUUCCAUCAUGAUGCCAGAGUCACUGGUCAAGCCAGUGCCAACACCGCAGGUGGUCCAAUCCUCUAGACAGGAAAGCAUUCGGGGCAGCCUGGAGCUGCAACUUCCUGAGCUUGAGCCCCCUACAACCCUGGCUCUAGGUCUGCUGGCUCCUGGCAGGAGGAAGCGGAGGCUGAGAUUGUCAGUCUUUCAGCAAGGAAUAGACCAGGGGCUGCCUCUCUCCCAAGAGCCUUGUGGGAAUGCCAGUGCCUCCUCUCUCACCAGUUCCCUCAACUUGACCUUUGCCACACCUCUUCAGCCACAGUCAGUGCACAGGCCUGGUUUGGCUCGCAGACCUCCCACCCGUCGAGCUGUAGAUGUGGGUGCAUUUUUGCAGGAUUUGCAAGAUACUUCCCUGGCCUUGGCUUCUCCAGGUAACAGCCUCAGAACCCCUGUUGCUACCCUGCCAACCGACACCGUGUUGGAGGACACUCAGCCCUUCUCCCAGCCCUUGGUUGGCCAUUCCCCCAGUGUGUACCACUCCCUGCCCUGUCUCUCUUACACUGAGGCUAAAGAUGCUGAGAAGGCUGUCAGUCACAGGACACAGAGGAGUGGGCCUAAGCUGCAGAACCACAGUCCUGGAAAACCAGCCCAACUUCUGGCAGGAAAGGCAAAGAAGGUUGAUGCCCUUGCUAUGAGCUUCCCAAACACCAGCAGUGCUAUCGCUGGAGAAGAUGAAGUAGAGCCCUUACAGGGUGGAGUUGGUGAGAACGCAGAAGAGAGGAUGGAGGAAAGUUUGAGUGUGAGUGAAGUGAAGGACACAACAGGAACACAAGGAUCUGUUAGGACAGACAAGUCUGACAGAAAUGAAACGUCAGAAGCUGUUGAGGCAAAGGAGCCAGAGGGAUCUUCAGGAGAUGAGAACAUCUCUGGUAGGACAGCAAGUCCAGAAUUGGCCUCCAGCACCACUGAGUUUCUUCAGGCCAGGCAACUUCAGUUUCUUGAGUCAGCCCCACCGCCUAGCACUGCCAUCUUAUCCUCAGAGCCUCUGGAGCCUCUACCGACCAGGCUUCCUCCCAGGGCCAGAACCCUUGGCCCCAGGCCCCGUCAAGAUCCCCACAAGACUGGACUGAACCACUAUGUGAAACUCUUCAGCUUCUAUGCUAAGAUGCCCAUGGAGAAGAAGGCUCUUGAAAUGGUGGAGAAGUGCCUGGACAAGUAUUUCCAGCAUCUUUGUGACGACCUGGAGGUGUUUGCUGCUCAUGCCGGCCGCAAGACUGUGAGACCAGAGGACCUGGAACUGCUGAUGCGUCGGCAGGGCCUGGUCAACGACCAAGUCUCUUUGCAUGUGCUUGUGGAGCGGCACCUGCCCCUGGAAUACCGGCAGCUGCUCAUCCCUUGUGCAUUUAGUGGCAACUCUGUCUUUCCCGCUCAGUAGUGGCCAGGCCUCAACACUCACCCAGUCCCUACCUAGGGCCACUUGGCCCCACAUAUUCUUCCAGGUCUCCGCCCAUCCCUCCUCACCAUCAAUAAAGUGUCACAAACAGAA
Messenger RNA from Neofelis nebulosa (Clouded leopard), 1911 nucleotides. It is a transcript of the gene CENPT, whose product is annotated as centromere protein T. The record is from RefSeq and is a predicted model, not a curated record. Gene Ontology annotation, molecular function: DNA binding; protein heterodimerization activity. The transcript is spliced from 13 exons. NCBI's taxonomy places the organism in Eukaryota, Metazoa, Chordata, Mammalia, Carnivora, Felidae. Bases 73 to 1800 code for a protein of 575 amino acids. Gene Ontology annotation, cellular component: kinetochore. Gene Ontology annotation, biological process: mitotic cell cycle; chromosome segregation; kinetochore assembly.